UGGGCGGUCCGAGUCCCGACCUCGCUACUCUGGCUGCACCUCCGGCUGGAAGGCACACGUCUCCUAAGCCUUCUCCUCCAGAGCGUCGCGGUCGGCUGGGUGCUCCCCUUGCAGCCACCGGAGAGUCCUUACGCUUCAGCUUGGGGCACCAUGCCCAACGACGACGCAUACAGCAAGCCCUCGGCACCGUCCGAGGCCCCGCACGCCCCGCAGGGCAAGGCCGGGGGCUUUGGCAAAGCGGCGGGGCCGCUGCUCGGGACCGCGGGUGGCGCGGGCGCCGGGGGUAGCGGCGGCUCCGGCUCGGGGGCGUCGGGCAUGGGCGCCGCCGCGAGCAAGAAGUCCCCGCGGCUGCCCAAGUGCGCGCGGUGCAGGAACCACGGCUACGCGUCGCCGCUCAAGGGCCACAAGCGCUUCUGCAUGUGGCGGGACUGCCAGUGCAAGAAGUGCAACCUGAUCGCAGAGAGACAGCGCGUGAUGGCCGCGCAGGUGGCCCUGAGAAGGCAGCAGGCCCAGGAGGAGGAACUGGGGAUCAGCCACCCCAUCCCGCUGCCCAGCGCGGCCGAGCUGCUCGUCAAGAGGGAGACCAAUGGCAGCAACCCCUGCCUGAUGACCGAGAGCGGCAGCGGCGCCUCGCAGCCCCCGCCGGCCAGCACCCCCACCACCGCAGCUUCAGAGGGACGUAUGGUCAUCCAGGACAUUCCUGCUGUCACCAGCAGAGGGCACGUGGAGAACACACCUGACCUUGUGUCUGACUCCACCUACUACAGCAGCUUUUACCAGCCGUCGCUGUUCCCUUACUACAACAACCUGUACAACUACCCGCAGUACUCCAUGGCCUUGGCUGCGGACUCCUCUCCCGGGGACGCGGGAAGCCCCCUCGGGGGGUCCCCUGUGAAGAACAGCCUUCGAAGCCUCCCAGCGCCUUAUGUGCCUGGUCAGACAGGAAACCAAUGGCAGCAGAUGAAAAACUCGGAGAACCGCCACGCAGUGAGUUCCCAGUACAGGAUGCAUUCUUACUACCCGCCUCCUUCCUACCUGGGCCAGAGCAUGUCCCAGAUCUUCACUUUUGAGGAUGGCCCCUCCUACUCGGAAGCCAAAGCGAGCGUAUUCUCGCCACCUAGCAGCCAAGAUUCGGGCUUGGUUUCCCUCUCCAGCAGCUCUCCUAUCAGCAACGAGAGCACAAAGGGAGUGCUCGAGUGCGAGCCCGCCUCGGAGCCCAGCAGCUUCGCGGUCACUCCCGUCAUCGAGGACGACGAGUAAGCGUUUGGCGUUCAUUUGGAGCCGCAGGCUUGUUCCAUUCAUACACAGGGUUUGUUGUUAACAUUUUGCUUUUUGACUUACGUUGCCAACUUAACUGUUGAGGAUGCAUUUGGUUUUUACUCCGUAGAGCUUAGCCCAGAGGCUAGAACACAUUUGGAAUAGUUUAGGAUCUGUGACUGCUAUCUGCAACAAUUAAGUGCUUUGCUCACGGAGUUCAAUCUCAGAUAGUUGUUGUGCCCCUCAUUUUUUAUGACACUAGUUUACAUGUAGUUUUCAAGAAGUACAAUAAUUCACUCAAGCAGAGCAGUACACUUGAAUCUAAAUGUGUCAUAAUUAGAUAUUAUAGUUUUAAAAUGAAAUCCUAGGUGCCUUAGGUUUUUUGAAAUUUAGUAUUUUAAUACAACUGCAAAAAUAUAAAUUUAGCCAAAAUACCUGACUGGUGAGAAGAGCAGACAGUUAGUGAUUAUUUUUGAAAUCUGCAGAAGGUUAGAGGAAAUAGAAAUACUGUAUGUUUGUGUUGCUGUUGGAAAAGCCAAGCCCCAUCCCAUCCCCUCAAAUCCAAAACAUGACUGAAAUAUAGUCAGAAGGAAAAAUUAAUGCCUUUGAGAAUUGCUGCCUUUUCUGUAAAGGGUAAUUUGAAAGCAGUACAAUUUAAAGUAACCCUAGUAAUGCAGAAAUUUCCUGUGUGUUUCUUCAGAAUAAGAGUUUACGAUACAUAUUCUACUACAAGAAAAAAAUGGAUGCAAUCUAGAUUAUUUUGUAACGUUAGGUUGUAAGCUGAUUUGAAAAUAAGUACAUCUUUAUAAGUUACUACAGAUUUCUGAGUUCAUUAUUUUGUUAAAAAUUGCUUGUGAAGUACUUCCUUAUGUAACAGAAGCCAUCCUGAAAUGAAACUAGUCUAAAAAAAAUUUCAUUGUUCUGUGUAGUUGCAGCUGUACCUGAAAUAAAAAUGUUAUUGAUGACUGAA
Messenger RNA from Camelus dromedarius (Arabian camel), 2227 nucleotides. RefSeq names its product doublesex and mab-3 related transcription factor 1 (gene DMRT1). The transcript is spliced from 5 exons. Lineage: Eukaryota; Metazoa; Chordata; Mammalia; Artiodactyla; Camelidae. Gene Ontology annotation, molecular function: DNA-binding transcription factor activity, RNA polymerase II-specific; RNA polymerase II cis-regulatory region sequence-specific DNA binding. Gene Ontology annotation, biological process: sex differentiation; germ cell development; regulation of transcription by RNA polymerase II. Gene Ontology annotation, cellular component: nucleus. The coding region runs from base 151 to 1260 and encodes 369 amino acids. The record is from RefSeq and is a predicted model, not a curated record.